GUGAAAGAUGGAAGGAAGAAGGGAGGUGUUUGAAUGUUUGUGAUCCUAAAUACGUGUGGUUUAUACAUUAUUUGAAUGAAAACAUCAAAGGAAUUAUGACGGAACCAAAGAAAGUAGCUUUUUCUACCCUUGGUUCUAUGAAAAAAGAAAAGAAACGUGAGAAAAAGGUGAAAAGCUUGCGUAUUGCUUUGACACUAGCAGAGUCCAAUGAGAAGUCGUGUCCGGAGUUCAACUAUCGAGAACUGCUCGCCCAGAGACUGCAUGAGAGAUUAGGAAAGAAGAAUUUGGGUGAUGUGAUAAAUGGACCGUCGCUGGACCCCUCCGAUCCUUUCUGCACUGAUGAGGAUGCUGCACUGAAGGCCUUGGCAAAAAAGUUUGAAACAAAAUAUGGUACUGCCACACCAAACAGAAAAAAGAAAAGGAGAAAAGAAAAUGAUUUUUCAACUUUGGGAGAAGGCUAUGAUGAGACUGACCCAUUCAUCGACAAUUCUGAUGCAUUUGAUGAAGUGGUGCCUACACAUUUGGAAACCAAACAUAGAGGGUUUUAUAUUAACUCAGGUGAAUUGGAUUUUGAAACUGUUCCAGAUAUUAGUAGUGAAGAAGAAACUGCAUCUAGUGAAAGUGAUGUGCGAAAAAGAAGACCGAAUCAGAUAUCAUCAGAUGAUGAGGGUGAGAAUGAGGAAGGAGUGGAUGAAAAAGAUAAGGAAGAAGAGGGUGAGGAAGAUGAUGAGGAAGGUCAAAUGAAGAAGAGAAAACUUUGUGAGAAUGGAUUCAUACGCCACAAAAAGCGCAAGUUGGAUGAAGGUGAGUUGUUAAGGAGAAGAAAAAAGAUGAUUGGCCAGUUCAAUGCUAAGAAUCUAGAGAAGAAAGAUUCAGACCAGGAAACAGAGAAGCCCCUUAAUGGCAAUGAGAGCAAAGGAGAGGUGGCUCCCAGUGAGGAGAACAUCAAGGCUAGCAUAGAAGCAGUGGUGAACAAGGCAAGACAAGAGGCUGUAGAACUGAAAGAAGAGAGUGAUGAAUCUCAGUCAUCAAGUUCUAACUCCUCCUCUUCUGACAGUGACUCCUCUGGCAGUUCCUCCUCGAGUGGUAGUGACUCAGAUGAAGAAGGAGGCCAACAAGAGGAGGAACCCCAAAGAGACCAGGAGAAUGAGGAGGUCAAUGAAGAGGAAGAGGAAGAAGGAGGAGAGGAAGCAGAUGCUCCUAGUGUUUCAAGUGAUGCUCAACCUGCUUCAGACACGGAGGACAAUAUCCCUUUGCCUGACAACCUGCCAAUAGACCUCACUCAGGUAAUCAGCCGACUAAAAGAAGAAGGACACACCUGUAAAGGAUCGAGUCAAAAGUUCUUUACUGACUCUGUCAACAAAUUAUUAUUAAGCAUCGAAAUGAAACUAAAUAAGCUUGGAGGGAGGAAGAAGACCCAGAUUUAUAACCAUCUGUCCCAACACCUUCCCUGUGGCACCCAGACCCUUGUAAAGCGUGCCAAAAACCUUCUGACAGAGAGGCAAGAAACAAGGCUUCAGGAACCACUCAAAAAGCUGAGGGAAGCGGUGGAAGCAGCAAUGCCCCCACUGAUGGAGAAACAUGCCCUUGAGUGUCAGAAGGCAGCAGAGUCCAACCCCCAACAGUACUGGGAGCUGUAUUAUCACUUCUGGGGAGAGAAUGGUGUCGCCCAGAAUGAAGAUGAGGAGAACAAUGAAGGUGACAAGAAAAAAUCCAGGCUUCCAAAGAAAAGGUUUUUGUUCACAGAUGAAAUAAGGAAACUCUUAAAUGAUGUUGUACAAGUGCGAGUCAUCUUCUGGCAAAUGAUAAGGAAGCGUUCAGAGACACCAGAAGAAUAUAUACGCUUAUUUCUGGACACUGAAGUUCGUCCCAUCUGGCCCAAGGGUUGGAUAACUCCUCGCAUUCUGUAUAAAGAGAGUCAUGAAGCUCACUCUGUAAUUACGGAUAAGAGCAGUAUCCGGUCUGUGCCUACUAAGAAAACAGUGUCUUUGGGUGGAGGUACUGUUACAACCAACACUCCGCAACCACCUAAACCCUCACUUAGUGCCACAGUCAUUCCCAAGGUUUCCCCAACCACGCCCACAGCUUCCACCACGACCACAAAACCAAAGGGAGAACCAGUCAAGAGAAAAAGUAUAUCUGGAGAAACUGUGGCCACUCCAGGGAAGCAGCAGCCAGAAGAGAAGGUGGCUGCCUCAAGUGGAGUCCUAAGCAUCAGGUCUGUGGAGAAAAUCAAUGAAGGUGCUCCUAGGAAGCCUGAUGAGGAAGGAGAGCAAGCAUCAGAAAAGCAAGAGAGGCUUGGUGGUGAGGAAACUACAGGAAGGGACAAACCUCAGUCAGACAAGAAGGCAUCAACAGCAGCCACAUCUGCAGUCAGUGUUAUUGACCUCUCUAGUGAUGAAGAGAAGACGUUAAUUAAUAAGGCAUCGUUACUCUCACGCACAGAACCUAUCCCUGUUGUUAGUGGAGCUAAAGCUAAUAAAGACAGUGAUGAGGUCUUCUUAAUGCCUAGUCAAGGAGCAGGGGCAUCUAAUGCAACAAAAGAAGAUGCACCUCUCCUUGAAUCAAAGAAAGAAGACAAUUUGGAAGAAGAAAUGAACCUUGUCAUGAAUGAAAUAUUGCAAAUUUCAAAGCAGAAGUCUGCUGAUGAUUCCAUGGAUAAGAUAACCAAAGACAGUAGCAAAGAUAUUCCAUCAUCAUCAUCAUCAUCACAGUCAGUAUCAUCAAAUUCUGGUAGCAUAAAGCAGCACCAUCAUCAUCAUCAUCACCACAGCUCAUCUCAUGCACAAGAAACAUACCAUCACCACCACCAUCAUCAUCAUCAGCACACUCAUCACUCAAAACCGGAUCCUCAUUCUUCAACCACUUCAUCAAAACAGGAACACUCAUCAGUGUCCCCUGGGAAACAGUCAUCAUUAAGCUCAUCAUCAAAACAUCACCACUCUCAUCACCUAACACAAGAGUCUCAUUCCUCUAGCACCUCAUCUAAACAGGAACAGUCAUCAGUGUCUCCUGGGAAGCAAUCAUCAUCAGCUUCACCAGUAAAGCAGUCUACAAAAGUACCAUUGAUUUCUCCUGUGAAAGACCAGAGCUUAUCCAGUCCUGUAGUGCAGCACAGUACCCAGCAGCAGCAGCAGCAGCAGCAGCAUGGUCAAUCUGAAGUGACACACAUUCAUUCACAUGAGCGUCACUCCUCAAAGAGUUCCUUACCUGAUCACUCCAAACACACCUUGACAAGUCAAGAGAAGCAUUCAUCUGAACAUAAUUCACUGUUGUCUUCUCAUAAACAGUCUUCUCAACGGCAGACUUAUGGUGAUCCUCACCACAAACCUUCUUCAAAGCUUCAUUCCUCUAAGCAGGAAAGACAGACCCACAGUAGCCAUUCCUUGUCCCAUAGUGAACCCAAAUCACCUGUACAAAGUCAGCUCCAGCACCCACUCUCAUCCUUACCGCAUCACAGCCCCUCACAGCACACUACAAAACAGUCACAACAGCAUUCUUUGCAGCAGUCACAACAUUCACAAAGACAGCAGCAACAGCAACAACCUCUAAAUCUUCAACAACCCAAGCAACAACAGCAUGCUUUGAAUCUUCAGCAACCCAAGGUCCAACAUCCACCUCCAAGUUACCAUCAUAAUAGUAGUACUUCACAGUACUCUUUGUCUCAGCCUCAUAGCACUUCUCCUGAGCCUUCUAGACAAAAGAAACAGCAGUCUCACUACUCCCAGGCCCAGCAUCAGUCCCAAUCAAACUCUAAACCUAGUAAUACCUCAUGGGGCUCUUCAUCUGAUGUGACCAUGAUCUCCAAGACGUCCCCUACCAGUACAAGCAAAACCCACUCCACUUGGGCCUCCAGCCAUGAUGCUUCACCUUCUAGGCAGCGGCAGAGUGAUGCUCCUAUUGUAUCCUCAAGUGAUCCACUGGCCAAUCUGAGGAUGAUGCAUGGCCUCAGCGUCAGCAGUGUUACCAAGAAGACCUCAUCCUCCACCUCAGUAUACCACAGUCCUGCCGCCCUUGCCACCUCCUCCAUAGGGCCCUACAACACUACGGGAUCAGGAAGCAAGAAGAGCAGUUCAAGUAGUGCUAGCACAACCUCUGCCAAGGCCUCAACCAGUAUACCAAGUCUUGGAAGCAGCUCCUUAGGCCUACAUUCUAGCAGCAAGAGUAGUGUGCAUAACUACUCUUCUUCCCAGUCCAAGCAUUCAGCACCGUCCCUCUCCUAUUCCUCGUCCUCACAACACUCCAGUGCAGCCAAGGCCAGGCUGGAUCCUUAUGUGACCUCAAUGAGUCAAUCGCUGUAUGGGGGGAUGACUCCUGAACAGCAGCUCAAUGCAUACAAACAGCUGCAACAACACCAACAAACCAACCACCUCACUCCCAACCAGCAGCAGGAACUCUGGCAGCAGAUGAGUUCCAGUGGGUUUCUACCUGGCAUGAGUGGCAUGUCAAGUACAGAUAUGCUAAAACUCAUGACGCAAAUGGGAAAAUCAAUGGACUCUUACACCUCAGCAUCCCAGCAUGGUCAGAAACGACCAGGCCAGCGCCACAGCCAGUUCUGAACUUUCUACUGAGGAUUGCUAAGGGUCCACUGGAAGGCCUCGCAUGUGGGUUACACAACAUGAAGACUGUACAGAUGUAUAUUGUAUGAUCAGUGAGAUAUUAGUACAAAGACUUUGGUGAUGCAACAGCAUAAUGGGUAGUGCAGCCAGGGUAUCUCUGGACUUGCUAGUGUGGAGAAAGCAUCUGUGUUGGUUGGGCUCUGCAGCCCUUUUCUGGUAAGGUCAAUAUGUCUGGUAAAGCAGUUGUUGGUUGCUAUAUUUAGCUUAUUUAACUCAACACAGGAGUUGCAUCAAGAAUGUCAGGAGCAGCACAAGCAAGCACCAACAAGGCAUAAAUAACACCUGUUGAGCCUGUUGAUUGGUUUCUAUCAGUUAUGGCUCCUGAUAAGGCAGCAGACAUAUUUAUUACUAUGGUAUUGUUGUUGUUAUUUUCCUGUAAGUUAAGGAUAUGUUUAUUUUUUUAAGUUGCUAAUUUAAUAUUAUUAUUAUUUUUUCUAUUAUUAUUAUUAUUUCUCUCUCUCUCUCUCUCUCUCUCUCUCUCUCUCUCU
This is a messenger RNA of Portunus trituberculatus (swimming crab), 5107 nucleotides long. RefSeq names its product ubinuclein-1-like. NCBI's taxonomy places the organism in Eukaryota, Metazoa, Arthropoda, Malacostraca, Decapoda, Portunidae. Gene Ontology annotation, cellular component: nucleus. The transcript is spliced from 20 exons. Bases 96 to 4559 code for a protein of 1487 amino acids. The record is from RefSeq and is a predicted model, not a curated record.